AUGUUUUCACGUACGAGACAGAAUGUCUCUGCUGUUGAAUAUGCUCAACGCCUUCGGGAUGAACGAGAACAAAAACGAGCUCAUCUCGACGAACGAAAUCGAUAUUUAUUCGAUAUUAUUGCUACACGAUUGGAAGUCGAUCGGAAUGAAAUCGAAGAUAACGUACUCGAGAGUCCAAAUUUUAACUUUAUGGAUCAGUUCUUUGCUGAAAAUGGUAAUCAAUAUCUAAUCUUCUUCUAUCAAGAACCCGACAGUGAAAGUCAUCACAGUGGAUCUGAUGGAUAUCGUUCACGUUAUUCAAUACAUUCGAGUCAUUCCGGUACGAGUAGUACCAAACCAAUGAAGCCGAAAGUGACCAUCGCUGAUCUGAGUCAACAAAGUUUGCAAGGCAUAUGUCUAUGUUUUCUUCGAAAUUCGAAGACUACGCUCAUCACCGAACAAAAUAUCGCGAAUGAAGUUUUUUUCCAUACACUCGAAUGUCAAACUGAACCGAUUCUUCAAACAUUAAUUCGAUCGAUAUCGGAUGUCUAUUUACCGUAUUUUCAAGCGUCGGAGAACAGUUGGGGUUUGGAAAAUGGUCAAAUGAUUAAAAUCGAUUUUAUCGGGCGUUUAACUAAUUUCGUUGAUACGUUAAACAAUGCACAGGAGAGUAUUAAUGAACGUAUCUUGCUUAAACCAUGCGAUCGGAUUGAUCUAACACAAAUACAAAGCCCAGCUGAUUAUGCGACGAUUGCAUCUAAUCCGGAAAGUUUAGCAUUAAUCGAAGAAACGAUGAAGACAUGGAUCCGUCAAAUGGAACAAGUCUUGGCAGAAAGUGAACAAAUUCGUCGCGAAGCGGAUAAUAUUGGGCCACGAGCUGAAUUGGAUUAUUGGAAACGUCGGCUGACCAAAUUCAACUUUCUACUCAAUCAGAUCAAAUCUCAAAAUGUUCGAGGUGUUUUGACCAUUCUACAAACCGCGAAGUCCAAAUUCAUUCAACAAUGGAAAACAUUGGAUAUGAAGAUAACCGAUGCUGCUAAUGAAGCUAAAGAUAAUGUUCGAUAUCUGUACACCUUAGAGAAAUUCUGCGAACCAUUGUACAACUUGGAUCCGGUAACAAUGCUAGAAUCUAUUCCGGGCUUGAUCAAUGCUGUUCGAAUGAUCCAUUCCAUAUCGAGAUAUUACAACACCUCCGAAUGCAUGAUGUCAUUAUUCGUCAAAAUUACAAAUCAAAUGAUCACAACGUCGAAACAGUAUAUCACGAAUAGUUAUACGCAAACGAUUUGGUCUCAGCCUCAAGUGCAAGUCAUUUCGAAACUACGUGAUUGUAUCAAAUUGAAUGAAGAAUAUCAACGACAUUUUCAUUUGACGAAAGCGAAAUUAGCUUCGACACCGAACGAGCGACCAUUUGAUUUCAGUGAAAUGUACAUUUUCGGCAAGUUCGACGCGUUCGAACGACGAUGCAAGAAAAUUAUUGAAAUGUUCGAAACAAUGAACAUGUACUCAUGUUUAGCUGAAUCGAGAAUCGAAGGUAUAUCAGCUUAUCAUACCAAAUUCAAUUCUAUCGUCAUGACAAUCAAACGCAAGGAUUAUGAUUUCGUCGAUCAGCGUAAACAAGAAGUUGAUAACGACAUCGAAGAUUUUCGUCGUUCGAUCGCUGAUCUUCAUCAAAGUCUGAACGAAUUUCUCGACAAACACUUCAAUUCAAUCAAAGGUACCACACGUGCGCUAACAACACUGAAACGCUUCGAGAAAUUGCAAUUACCGAAUAUUGGUUUGAUUGAAAAAUACGGCAAAGUUCUACUUCAAUAUUCGAAAGACUUGGACUUAGUCGCAAAGAUCUAUCAGAAGAAUUCCAAAGAACCGCCGAUUCCACGAGAUUUACCACCGAUAGCUGGUCGCAUUGUCUGGGCAAGACAAUUAUACAGACGUAUUCAUGAACCAAUGGAAGUUUUCUCCAGCAAUGAAACGCUUCUUCAAUAUCCCGAAGCGAAGAAAAUCAUCAAGAAUUAUAACCAAUUAUCUAAAGUUUUGCUCUCAUACGAACUUUUGUAUCAUCAAGGCUGGCUUCGCCAAGUGGACGUCGUGGCAAACAGUGUCCAUUCGAGUAUUUUAGUUCGAGUGAAUCGCGAAGAGAUUCCAUUGAGCGGAUCAUCGAUACAUACGCCCUCGAACACCAUCGUAACAUCAACAUCACAAACGAAUCCUGAAUAUUUUGUGAAUCUCGAUGCGAACAUCUUGGAAUUGAUACGUGAAACGCAAUGCUUAGCACGACUAGGUCUGGAAAUUCCGAAUGAGGCAGUUCUUUUGACUAAACGGGAAGAUGUGAUCAAGAGACACUAUCAAAAUUUGACGCAAUUAGUGGAAAAAAAUAAACAAUUGAGAGAGAAAAUCGAACAACCAUUCGAAGCGCUCUUAGCACCGAAAAUUCAUCGUUUGAACGAUAUUAUCAAACCGGGUCUUACAUCCAUCACUUGGUCGUCGUUGAACAUCGAUGAUUUCAUCACUACAGUCAACUCAGCUUUGGAUGAAUUCGAUUUGAUGUUAGAACGAAUGAAUAAUCUGAUUACUUAUCGAAUCGAAGCAUUACUUCAUGAGAUUGGUACAAUAUCUCUCUGCGAUAUACCUGAUGAUGAAGCGAUCACUCCGGAAAAGUUCUUGAAGGAUACACAAGAAUUAUGUAAUCAAGCAGCAAAAGAAAUUCAACUCAAAUCUUAUAAUAUUGAAAACGCUGUCUUCGAAGUCAUCGACCUUCUAUGCGGCGACAUUGUUCUUGCUGAGACCGAUGUUGAUUUGCAAAUUCAAUAUUCAAGUGUAGGUUUAGGUCUAGAUAAUGAAGAAUCGGAUGACGAAGGAGCAGGAGCUACUGAUCAUCGCUCGAGAAGAUCAACUCGGCUGACAGUCGUCAAUCAGACGCGACAAACCUCAUCGGUAUCAUCAGCGAGUGAACAGAAGAAAUCAGCUGUGAUUCUGCGAGCAUCAUCUCAACGUAAACGAGAACAACAAAUCGAAAAUCUACCCAAUGCUAUUGCCGAUUUGCUCAGCCAUUUCAGUCAUCGAAAUCUCGAAGCAAUUAUACGUGUUAUUCGGUUAACAUUAGAGAAAAUCAAAAAGAGAGUGACAUCAACGGGCACUUAUGGUCGAAAUCGCCUCGAACCUCCUUUAUUCAAAGUGUUUGCUGAAUUAACGAUACCGAAUGUGACCAUACAUCCUCCUGCUGAUGAUGUGCAGAUCUAUGUCAAUCGAGUGGUACAAACGAUCAUAUCGGUCUCAAAACAUGUGUCUCAAUGGCGUAGAGAAAAGCCAAAGAAAAAACAAGGCGAGAGUAAGGAAAAUGAAACUGAGAAUCAAGGAGAUGAUAAUCAACAUCGUGCAACCGAUCGUAGCGAUGCAGUGAACCCGCCGAUAAUCAUCAAUAAUACUGAUUCUUCGACCGACAACACACUUUCUCGUUCACGAGUCAAUACACUCGAUGAUCAACAACAAACGCCCAAAGUACAAUUUUCUACGUCGAACAAUUUCUUCCGAAACGUUACUGACAACAAAGAUAUUGCGAAACUCAUUGCACAACUAGCAACAUGUAUCAAUGCGACGAAAAAAGAUAUCGCAAUAGCAUUGGAAAUCUUUCUUCAAUACAAUCGCUUGUGGCUCGAAGAUCACGAUGAUGAACUGCGACAAUUUCUUGCGAAUGAUCCCCAUGUCUCAGAAUUUGAAAACGAAAUCAAAUUUUAUGAAAAUCUUUCCAUGAAUAUCAAUUCCCAGCCGGAGUAUCUGUCUGUUGGAUCAUUGGCAAUCUUUACUGAACACUUGAAGUUUGCGUUGAACCAAGAAGUCCGCGAUUGGGUUAUUCUCUAUGGUCAAGCCUGCAAUGCUAGAUAUCGAAAAGAAAUGAAUGAAGUGUUGACAUUUAUUGAGGAUAUCGAAAAACGUUUGUCACGGGAAAUCAAAGAUCUGGAAGAUAUUCGUUUAAUUAUGAUUGCUGUAAAAGAUUUGCGUGAACAGGAAAUUCGUAUUGAUAUGAGCAUCACACCUAUUGAAGAGUGCUAUGCGAUGCUACAAUUACAUGAUGUGAAAAUCCCUCGAGAAGAAGUGGAACGAUCGGAAACACUUCGAUACCGGUGGGGACGAUUACAAAGUCGUUGUGCGAAUAUGACAUCGCAUUUACUCGAAAUUCAACCGACAUAUCGUUCAGAAUUAUUGAAAAACGUGAAAUUGUUUCAUGAAGAAUGCAAACAAUUCUAUCGCGAUUAUGAAAAAAAUGGACCGACACGACCAGGUCUUAGUCCACGAGAAUCAAGUGAUCGACAAAUUCUAUUUCAGAGUCGAGUCGAAAAUCUGUACAAAAAAUACGAGACAUACCACGGUGGAGAACAAUUAUUUGCAUUACCAGUGACCGAAUAUCCACAAUUGGAAAAGAUUAGAAGAGAUCUAAUUCUAUUGCAACGUCUCUAUGGACUGUACAAUCGAGUGUUGGAUACCGUUGCAGGAUAUUAUGAUAUUGCAUGGGUUGAUGUGAAUAUCGACCGAAUCAAUCAAGAGUUAUCAGAGUUUCAAACCGCUUGUCGGAAAUUACCGAAAGGUUUACGAGAAUUUCCUGCUUAUUAUGCAUUGAAGAAAACAAUUGAUGAUUUCAGUGAAUGUUGUCCUCUAUUGGAAAUGAUGUCCAAUCGUGCUAUGCAACUUCGACAUUGGCAACGAAUUGCUGACGUGACUGGUGUACGACAUCUCGAUAUCGAAGCAGAGGAUCUACGAUUGCGAAACAUUAUGGAACUACCUCUGUUGAAGUGUAAGGAAGAUAUCGAAGAUAUAUGUAUCGCUGCUGUGAAAGAACGCGAUAUUGAAGCUAAAUUGCGGCAAGUGGAAGCAGACUGGAGAAUGCAGGAGUUUAGUUUCGCUCAGUUUAAAGGUCGAGGAGAAUUGUUAUUGAAAGGCGAUCGAAUUCAAGACGUCAUCAGUUUAUUAGAAGAUUCGUUGAUGCUCUUAGGCUCACUGAUGUCCAAUAGAUAUAAUGUACCAUUUCGAAAGCAAAUCCAGAAAUGGGUAAAAGAUCUCACCGAUACCAAUGAAAUCAUCGAAAAUUGGAUGCGUGUACAAAACUUGUGGGUUUAUCUCGAAGCUGUUUUUGUCGGCGGAGAUAUUGCUAAACAAUUACCACAAGAAGCGAAGCGUUUUGCAUCGAUUGACAAAUCCUGGCUUAAAAUCAUGUCUAAAGCACAUGAACAGCCAGCUGUUGUCCUAUGCUGUGCAAGUGAUGAAGCAUUGAAACAGUUAUUGCCACAUCUUCUUGAACAGUUGGAAUUAUGUCAGAAGUCGUUAACUGGCUACUUAGAACGCAAACGUCUUUUGUUUCCACGAUUCUUCUUUGUCUCGGAUCCAGCUUUGUUGGAAAUUCUCGGACAAGCAAGUGAUCCACAUACAAUUAAGUCACAUUUACGGAGUGUUUUCGAUAAUAUCAGCACAGUGCGAUUUCACGAGAAAGAAUACGAUAAAAUUCUUACAAUCAAGUCAUCAGAAGGUGAAACCAUUGAUCUUGAAAAACCUGUCAAAGCCGAAGGAAAUGUGGAAGUUUGGCUAAUGUCGCUGUUGAAAGAAGCUCAGCGAUCGUUGCACGGUGUUAUUCGUCAAGCUUACCACGCGAUAACUGAAUUAUCAACAAUAAAUUUUAUUGAAUUUCUCAACAGUUUUCCUGCUCAAGUUGGUCUUCUCGGUCUUCAAUUAGUUUGGACACGCGAAGCGACCUAUGCUCUACGGAAUGCAAAAUCCGAUCGAAAUGUCAUGCGAGCAACGGCGAAGACAUUCAGUGAUCUUUUAGACUUGUUGAUUGAUCAAACAACCAGAAAUCUGACACAUGUUGAACGGACGAAAUUCGAAACAUUGAUUACCAUCCACGUCCAUCAAAAAGAUAUUUUCGAUGAAUUGCUUCAAACUAAUAUUCGUUCAGCGACUGACUUCGACUGGCUCAAACAAACACGUUUUUAUUUCAAUGAAGAACUUGAUAAAGUUCAAAUCUCGAUCACCGACGUCGAUUUUUAUUAUAUGAAUGAAUUUCUUGGUUGCAACGAACGCUUAGUUAUAACACCGCUAACUGAUCGAUGUUAUAUCACAUUAGCGCAAGCUUUACAUAUGAGCAUGGGUGGAGCACCUGCAGGACCAGCCGGGACGGGUAAAACUGAGACUGUUAAAGAUAUGGGUCGAUGUCUUGGCAAAUAUGUUGUGGUUUUCAAUUGUUCCGAUCAAAUGGAUUUUCGUGGCUUGGGUCGAAUAUUCAAAGGUUUAGCACAAUCCGGCUCGUUUGGCUGUUUCGAUGAGUUCAAUCGUAUUGAUUUGCCUGUACUUUCUGUUGCCGCUCAACAAAUUGCCAUCGUUCUUGCAUGUAAAAAGGAAAAGAAACGUCAGUUUGUCUUCACGGACGGUGAUGUUGUCGAAAUGAAUAUGGGAUUUGGAAUAUUUCUAACCAUGAAUCCCGGCUAUGCUGGACGACAAGAACUACCUGAAAACUUGAAGAUUAAUUUUCGAUCGGUGGCUAUGAUGGUCCCUGAUCGCUUACCGAUCAUUCGCGUGAAAAUGGCCGCGUGUGGCUUCCGAGAAAAUGUUCCACUUUCGAAGAAAUUUUACACAUUGUACAAAUUAUGUGAAGAGCAAUUAAGUAAACAAGUGCAUUACGAUUUCGGUCUCCGAAAUAUUCUAUCUGUUCUUCGCACGCUUGGCGCGGUAAAACGCGCGAGCAGAGAUGAUUCAGAGAAGACGAUCGUCAUGCGAGUACUUCGGGAUAUGAAUUUAUCGAAAUUAGUUGAUGAAGAUGAACCGUUAUUUAUAUCGUUGAUCAAUGAUCUUUUCCCGAAUAUAAAACUAGAGAAAGAUAUUUAUGCUGAAUUAGAAGCAGCAAUUAAUAAAGAAACUCAAUCAGCUGGACUGAUCUGUCACCCACCGUGGAUUUUGAAGCUAAUUCAACUAUAUGAAACUCAACGUGUUCGCCAUGGUAUGAUGGCACUAGGACCUUCCGGUGUUGGCAAAACAAGCUGUAUCCAUACAUUGAUGAGAGCAUUGACUAUUUGCGGUGAACCGCACCGUGAAAUGCGAAUGAAUCCAAAGGCAAUAACAGCACCGCAGAUGUUCGGACGAUUAGAUUCGGCAACUAAUGAUUGGACAGACGGCAUAUUUUCAACGUUGUGGAGACGAACACUACGUACGAAAAGAGGUGAAAACAUUUGGUUAGUUUUAGAUGGUCCUGUCGAUGCGAUCUGGAUUGAAAACUUAAAUUCCGUCUUGGAUGAUAACAAAUCUUUAACAUUAGCUAAUGGCGAUCGAAUAUCAAUGGCGCCCAAUUGUAAAAUCAUCUUCGAAGUACACAAUAUUGACAAUGCGUCGCCAGCCACAGUUAGUCGAAAUGGAAUGGUCUACAUGAGCAGUUCGGGUUUAGACUGGCGACCAUUAAUACAAGGUUGGAUUAAACGUGAACGAUCUGCAGUGGAUGGUGAUAUUCUGAUGCGUCUAUUCGAAGCAUCAUUUUCAUAUAUCUAUCGUUACUUUGCACUCUAUCUCAAAUCGAAAAUGUCCGUUCUAGAAUGCAUGAUCGUUACUCAAGCGUGUCGAUUAUUAAACGGUUUGUUACCAUCGAAAGAAGCAAAAGAUCAAUUAAAUGCAAAACACAUCGAACGUCUUUACAUUUUCGCUAUCAUGUGGUCUGUGGGUGCUUUUCUCGAAUUAGACGAUCGAUCUCGUUUGCAAGAAUAUCUUUCCCACAAUACCGAUGGUAACUUUCAACUUGAUCUUCCCGUUGUACCAGCUGAUAGUGAAGACACGAUCUUCGAUUAUUUUGUUCAUGAGAAAACUGGUGCAUGGAAACAUUGGAAUACAGUUGUCACUGAAUAUAUCUAUCCGAAAGAUCACGAUCCGGAAUAUGCCUCAAUUCUUGUUCCCAAUGUUGACAAUGUCCGGACCGAUUUCCUCAUUCAUACGAUUGCCAAACAACAGAAACCCGUGCUACUCAUCGGUGAACAAGGCUCGGCGAAAACCGUUAUUAUGCAAUCUUACAUGACACGAUUGAAUGCAGAGCAGCAUUCACAAAAGAAAGUUAAUUUUUCAUCUGCGACAACACCGAAUAUGGUACAGCGAAUUAUUGAAUCGUAUGUCGAUAAACGCGUAGGAACAACUUAUGGUCCAUCAGCAGGCAAGAAAAUGACGAUCUUCAUUGAUGAUAUCAAUAUGCCAACAGUCAAUGAAUGGGGCGAUCAAAUAACUAAUGAAAUAAUCCGACAAUUGAUGGAACAGGGUGGCUUUUAUUCGCUAGAAAAACCAGGUGAAUUUACAACUAUUGUUGAUAUCCAAUUUCUGGCUGCAAUGAUUCAUCCCGGUGGUGGUCGAAAUGACAUUCCACAACGUCUCAAACGACAAUUUUGUAUAUUCAAUUGUACGUUACCAUCAAACGCUUCUAUCGAUAAGAUUUUCUCUGUUAUUGCGACUGGACAUUACGUAAAAGAACGUGGAUUCAAUGAUGAAGUGCGUUCGUUGAUUGAAAAACUUGUCCCGGCCACACGACGCUUGUGGCAAUUGACAAAAGUGAAAAUGUUACCAACACCGGCUAAAUUUCAUUACAUUUUCAAUCUACGAGAUCUUUCACGUAUCUGGCAAGGAAUGAUCAAUACAACGUCACAAGUGCUCAACACUGAAAAGAUUCUCUUGUCAUUAUGGAAACAUGAAUGUACACGAGUCAUCUGUGAUCGAUUCACCGAAGCUGAGGAUUACCGAUGGUUCUCAAAAAUAAUCGAUCGUGUAGCUGAAGAAGAACUUGGAAAUAAAUACCAAUCAAUGAUCAGACACGAAGAUUGGUUUGUUGACUUCUUAAGAGAUGCGCCAGAACCGACGGGCGAUGAACGUGAUGAUGCUGAUUUUGAUGCUCCGAAGGUAUAUGAGUCCAUACCAUCUUUUGAUGUUUUUCGAGAACGUUUAAAAAUGUACCUGGGACAAUAUAAUGAGACGAUUCGUGGUUCUGGAUUGGAUUUAGUUUUCUUCAAAGAUGCCAUGCAGCAUUUAAUAAAGAUUUCUCGUAUCAUUCGUACACCGCGUGGCAAUGCUCUACUAGUAGGCGUGGGUGGCAGUGGUAAACAGUCGUUAACUAAAUUAGCGUCAUUUAUUGCUGGUUACAAAAUAUUUCAAAUCACGUUAACACGGGCGUACAACAUCAAUAAUCUCUUAGAAGAUUUAAAAGCUCUUUAUCGUAUUGCUGGAAGAGAAGGGAAAGGAAUAACAUUUAUAUUCUCCGAUCAAGAUGUGAAAGAUGAAUCUUUUCUGGAAUAUAUCAACAAUGUGCUCUCAUCCGGAGUGGUUCCCGGAAUGUUUGCUCGAGAUGAAAUUGAUGAGAUCUGUCAAGAACUAGUGCCAAUCAUGAAAAAACAAUAUCCACGAAAGCCAGCGACGAACGAAAAUCUCUAUGAUUAUUUUCUCUCUCGUGUCCGACAAAAUCUACACGUUGUGCUAUGCUUUUCACCCGUAGGCGAAAAAUUCCGCAAACGAGGUCUACAAUUCCCUGGUCUAGUAGCAAAUUGUACCAUCGACUGGUUUCUUCGAUGGCCACGUGAUGCACUUGUCGCUGUCGCUGAUCAUUUUCUUUCAUCGUUUUCGAUUUCCUGUACGGACGCAAUUAAGAAAGAACUUGUUCAAUGUAUGGGCUCUGUCCAUGAUGGUGUUGCAGAAUACUGUUUACAAUAUUUUCAAAAAUACCGUCGUGCAACUCAUGUUACACCGAAAUCGUAUCUCUCGUUUCUCAAUGGUUAUAAAGAGAUUUAUUCUGAGAAAUUAUAUGAAAUCGAAUCGAUGGCUCGACGUAUGAACGAUGGUUUGACCCGUUUGGUUGAUGCGGAGAAGGCAGUGAUUGUCAUGAAGGAAGAAUUAGUUGUUAAAGAGAAAGAAUUGGACACAGCCAAUCGAAAGGCCGAUGAAGUUUUGAAAGAAGUCGCUGUGAAGAAAAAUGCCGCGGAAGUUGUUCGACAAGAGGUGCAAAAAGUCAAAGAUACAGCACAAUCGCUCGUCGAUGAGAUUGACCGAGAUCGAAUGCAAGCCAAUGCUGAGUUAGAAACGGCUAAACCAGCUUUGAUUGCUGCUGAAGAAGCGUUAGAGACGAUUACACAGAACGAUAUUGCUGUUGUCAAACGGCUUGGUCGUCCGCCACGUUUGAUUCGACAAAUGAUGGACUGCGUUUUGAUUCUUUCUGGACGUCCAUUGAAAAAUCCAAUUAGAUUCGAUACAGAUAUUGGUGGUCCUGAGCCCAGUUGGGAUAAUUCAUUAAAAAUGAUGAAUGAUACAAAUUUUCUUCAAAAUCUUCGAACAUUCCCGCGAGAUCGUAUUAACGAUGAACAAAUCGAACUACUUCAACCUUAUUUUCGCGUACCGGAUUACACACCUGAAGGUGCGAAAGUCGCUGCUGAUGCUAUUGCCGGCUUGUUAACAUGGACCCGGUCAAUGGCUGAUUUCUUCUACGUAAACAAACGUGUCAUGCCGUUGAAAGGUAAUUUAGCCAAACAGGAAGCUCGACUAGUCAAAGCGAAUAAACAAUUGCAAAUCGCACAAGACGAAUUAGAUCGACGUGAAGAAGAACUAGCUGAAGCUCAAUCAGAAUACGAUGUAGCGAUGGGAAUCAAACAACGCUUACAAGACAAUCUUGAUCGAACGUUGAAACGAAUGAAUGCUGCCAAAGAAUUAAUUGCUGGCCUAGCUGAUGAACAAGAACGAUGGACCGAACAAAGUAAACAAUUCCGAGCACAGAUUGGCCGACUGGUUGGUGAUGUUCUUCUCUGCACUGGCUUCCUUUCCUAUCAAAGUCCAUUCAAUCAAGAUUUUCGUAUGUUACUCGCAAAAGAUUGGCAAAAACUAUUAACCGAACGAAAUAUCCCAUUCACUCGGACAUUGAAUGUUUCGGAAUAUCUAACUGAUGUAACAAUGGUUGGCGAAUGGAAACUACAAGGUUUACCAAACGAUGAAUUAUCGAUUCAGAACGCAAUUAUCGUUACGCGUGCUAAACGUUAUCCAUUGUUAAUUGACCCGCAAGGUCAAGGCAAAGCGUGGAUUAGAAACAAAGAAUUGUAUAAUGAUCUACAAACAACAAAUUUGCAUUCGAAACACUUUCGACAACAUUUAGAAGAUUCCUUAUCACUCGGACGGCCAUUACUGAUCGAAGAUGUCGGCGAAGAGCUCGAUCCCGCUUUAGACAAUAUCUUAGAAAAGAAUUUCAUUCGAACGGGAACAUCGUUGAAAGUUAAAAUCGGAGAUCGAGAAAUCGAUAUAUUGAAAGGGUUUAAUUUGUAUAUCACAACGAAAUUGGCCAAUCCGUCAUUUACGCCUGAGAUUUCAGCGAAAACAUCGGUGAUUGAUUUCACUGUUACAAUGAAAGGUCUAGAAGAUCAACUGUUAGGUUUAACUAUUCUGAAAGAAAAAGCAGAGUUAGAAGCGGAACGUGUGAAAAUGUUAGAAGAUAUCCAGGCAAAUAAUAAACGAAUGAAAGAAUUGGAAGAUAACCUUUUGUUACGAUUAACCAAUUCGAAAGGUUCAUUAGUUGACGAUGAUGAUCUUAUUCAAACAUUGAAAACAACCAAAAUCACCUCGAAUGACGUGAAACACAAACUUCAGAUCGCUACGGAAACAAGUCAGAAGAUCAACAUCGCUCGUGAAGAAUACCGUCCUGUCGCUACACGUGGUUCGAUCAUCUAUUUUCUCAUUGUUGAAAUGUCCCUAGUGAAUGUUAUGUAUCAAACGUCUCUCAAACAAUUUCUCCAAUUAUUCGAUCAAGCACUCGAACGUUCACCACGAUCACCUGUCACCGCGAAACGCAUUACGAAUAUUAUGGAGUAUUUGACCUACGAAAUCUACAAAUAUGCUGUUCGAGGAUAUUAUGAAGAACACAAAUUUAUGUUCACACUUUUGCUGGCUUUGAAGAUCGAUUUACAAGCUAGUCGAAUUAAAUUUGACGAAUUUCAAACAUUAAUCAAAGGCGGAGCGUCAUUGGAUACGAGCACAGUACCGCCAAAGCCUUCGUACAAAUGGUUGCAGAAUGAUGCAUGGCUCAAUCUGGUUGAACUAUCGAAACUUUAUCAAUUCAGCGAUAUUCUUCAUUCAUUCCAUCGAGCUGGAUCAGCAUGGGAAACAUGGUUUAAAGUUUCACAAACUAUUCUUCCGCACAAAGACGAACCUGAACGCAUUGAAUUGCCCGAUGGAUGGGAACUACAACUAGACAAAUUUCGUCGUUUAUUAUUAAUUCGCUCAAUAACGCCAUCGCGUUUCGUGAAAUCAGCGAAUGAUUACAUCAUCGAUUCCUUGGGACCGAAAUAUGGCGAAGGUGUUGUACUCGAGAUGGAUAAGAUGUGGGAAGAAUCAGAUAAAUGUUCACCGAUGAUUUGCUUUCUCUCGAUGGGUUCGGAUCCAUCGGUUCAAAUUGAAACUCUAGCAAAGAAGAAAGGUCUUGAUUGUCACGCAAUAUCCAUGGGUCAAGGACAAGAAGUUCACGCUCGACGAUUAUUAUCACAAGCAUAUGCGAAUGGAACUUGGGUUCUGUUACAAAAUUGUCAUUUGUCUAUAGAAUUUUGUGAGGAAUUCUUAGUACAAUUGACCGACAAUACCGAUCGUAUUCAUCCCGAUUUUCGUCUAUGGAUCACUACGGAAGUUCAUCCUAAAUUUCCCAUCGGUUUACUACAAAUUUCUCUUAAAUAUACAGCUGAACCACCACAGGGCAUUAAAGCUGGCUUGAAACGGACCUUCGCUGGUUUAACGCAAGAACAACAAUUGGAAGCAAAUACACAAGAGAAAUGGCGACCGUUACUAUACACAGUCGCGUUUUUGCAUACCAUUGUUCAAGAACGACGAAAGUUUGGUCCACUCGGAUGGAAUAUACCCUAUGAAUUUAAUCAAUCGGAUUUCAAUGCCACUGUCCAAUUUAUUCAAAACUAUCUCGAUGAAAUGGAUACAAAUAAGCCGAUGCAAUGGAAAAUGAUUCACUAUAUGAUAUCGGAAGUACAAUAUGGAGGUCGUGUAACGGAUGAUUUCGAUAAACGUUUGUUGAAAACUUACGUUCAAAGUUGGUUUCGCGAUGAAAUGUUCGAUCCUAAUUUUCAAUUCGAAGAAAAAACCUAUCGAAUACCGAAAAUCACACAUAUGGAUGAUAUAUUUAAUUACAUCGACACAAUACCAAACUAUGACAGUGGAAAAGUCUUCGGAUUAAGUCCAUUAGCAAAUGACCGAUACCAAGAAGAUACAACACGAAAAGUUCUCGAUACGAUUUUGAGUAUUCAACCGAAAGAAGCUCGUGGCGGUGUGGGUGAGACACGCGAAGCGGUUAUCUAUCGUCUAGCAAGCGAAGCCUUAGAUAAAUUACCCGCUGAUUAUAUUGCAUAUGAAGUCAAAGAACGUCUUUCCAAACUUGAGCCAAUGAAUAUCUUUCUUCGACAAGAAAUCGAUCGUUUUCAACGCGUAUUGAACAUUGUACGGCGUACAUUGGUUGAAUUGAAAUUAGCUAUCGAUGGUACGAUCGUUAUGAACGAAGAUUUGCGUGAUGCUUUAGAUCGAAUGUACGAUGCGAAGAUUCCAACACUUUGGCUGAAAUUGUCGUGGGAAUCAUCAACAUUAGGCGCUUGGUUUUCCGAUUUAUAUGCGCGAAACGAACAGUAUCGUUCGUGGUUAAAACUUGAUAAAGACACUCGACCGAUCGCAUUCUGGAUGACAGGAUUUUUCAAUCCACAAGGAUUUCUCACAGCUAUGCGACAGGAAAUUACACGAGCUAAUCCAGGCUGGUCACUUGAUAACGUCGUGCUCACAAAUAAAAUAACUCGCAUGGAUCGUGACUCACUAAAAGAGGCACCACGCGAAGGCGUUUAUGUUUACGGUCUGUAUGUCGAAGGAGCGAAGAUACGUAAUGGUGUUCUGGAUGAGUUAAAAGCCAAUGAAAAACUUCUCACACAUCCUAUGCCGAUUAUACAUAUCUCAGCGGAAGCCGAGGUUAGUACAAGUGGUGCACCGGCGAAACAAGAACGUCGACCAGUAUAUUAUGCACCUGUAUAUAAAAAACCACGCCGAACUGAUCGAAACUACGUAUGUACGUUGAAAUUGGAAUGUCCUCCAGGUGACAAAACAGGACCAAACGUUUGGACAUUGCGAGGUGUCGCAAUUCUCUGUGAUAUCAAAUAG
Molecule: messenger RNA, 14148 nt
Organism: Adineta ricciae
Lineage: Eukaryota; Metazoa; Rotifera; Eurotatoria; Adinetida; Adinetidae
Source: the annotation of a GenBank genome assembly